This is a messenger RNA of Lathyrus sativus (Indian pea), 2664 nucleotides long. NCBI's taxonomy places the organism in Eukaryota, Viridiplantae, Streptophyta, Magnoliopsida, Fabales, Fabaceae. The record is from the annotation of a GenBank genome assembly.
AUGGAUCGUAGUUGGAUGUAUGAUAGGUUCAAUCCACAUAGGAGAGGCUUGAAAUUUGAGUUUGUUAGUGGAGUUCAGGAGUUUAUUAAGAAGGCGAAGGAACAACCCUGCUUUUUGUCUGAGAAAAAGAUCAAGUGUCCAUGUGAAAUGUGCAAGUGUGUAAAGUCUUUCACUCCAGGAGAUGUGAAAGCUCAUUUGUACAAAAGUGGGUUUAAACCAAACUAUUCGAUCUGGACUGAGCACGGAGAACUAGAGCAAAAUAUUUGUCCAAUGAAUCAAUCAAAUAGUAGUGAACAUAUGGGGGAGGAGGAGGUGGUGGUGCAGGAGGAGGAUCCUAAAACUCCUCAUAUGGAGUUGUCGGAAGAGGAGGAUCCCAAAACUCCUGACACGGAUGAGUCAGGAGACGAGGAGGAUCCCAAAACUCAAGAAAUGGAUACAAAUAAGCAGAAUGCUGAUGGGAAGGUUCUUAUACGACCAUGUGGGUUAGGGUGGGCUCCUAGCGCAGCGCCUGCUGCUGCGAUUAAACAGGUCAUCCAGUCCCACUUUCCUGGUCCAUUUCAUUGUUGGAGUGAGACCCCAGAGGAUGUAAGGGAAUAUUGGUGGAAGUUGUUUGGGGACAAGGUUGCUUGGGAUCCUCAUGAUCACGUGUAUAUCAAAAAGACGUUUCAGUCAAGAAGCGCAAAACGCCUUUCAGAUAUUCUCUCAAAAGUGAGGAAGAAGGGGACAAGGCCUCAUUGGAUAUGUGAGGAGGCUUGGAAGGGUCUUAUUGUCCAUUGGGAGGGUGAAGCCUUUCUAAAGAUCUCUACCCAAAAUAAGACCAAUCGGGCUUCAGGUAAAGGUGGAGCAGUCCACACCACAGGCCGCAAGGCUCAUGUUGAUGUGGCACUUAGCAUGGCUCAAGAACUUGGGCGGUCUGUGGAUCCCGAUGAGCUCUUCUUGGCCACCCAUAAAAAGAAAUCUGGAAAUUGGGUUGAUAACCGCUCUCAAAUAACAUAUAAACAUUAUCAAGAUCGUCUGAAGGAAGUAGAAACACAAAUUGGUGAGGCCUCCCUGAAUGGGACACAGAAUGUAGAUGGGGCGACAAAGCUUGAAUUGUGGAAAGAGGUUGCUGGGGGAAAGUCUCGAGGUCGUUGUUAUGGCACUGCAGAUUUUGCUAUAAACCUCCGACAUGGUGCAACUUCGCUGACUCAGGAGUCUCGAGAACCUUACAGUGGCAGGUGUGAUCAUGCUAUGCAUCUUGAGGCCAUUGAUGCAGCUUGUAAGGAAGCUGCCGCAGCUCGUCAGGAGGCAUCCACAGCACGUCAGGAGGCAGCUGAGGCAAAACAACAUUUUCUGUUUUUGGAGGAGCAGUUGCUCAAGGUAAUGAAUCGCAUGAAAACUCUAGAGCGCAAAUCAUCAUGUGCUUCCAUCAGUGUGAUUCGAGCUCAUAGGAGACGUUCUCACAACGAUGAUGGUCAUUCACUAGAUGAGGUCUUACGAGUCCGUCGACGAAAGAAACAGCUAGCUAUAAGGCGGCAUCCUCGUUAUGAUGAAGAUUAUUCACCAGAUGAGAUCUCACCGGACCGUCGUCGAAAGCAACGUCGGUCUCAAAGUAUACGUCCUUACUAUGAUGAGGACGAUUCGCUAGAUGAUGUCAUACAAAAGCAACAUCAAGCAAGAAGAGGAUGUCCUUACUAUGAUGAUAAUGUUGAUGGUGAUGAUUCGCUAGAUGAGAUCAUACCAAAGCAACAUCAAUCUAAAAGGGGACAGCUUCACUAUGAUGAUGACUAUUUGCUUGAUAGGGGGCAUCCUCACUACGUUGAUGCCGAUUCGCCAGAUGAGGUCAUACCAAAGCAACAUCAAGUUAACAGGGGACAUCCUCACUACGACGAAAACGAUUUGCCAGAUAGGGGGCAUAUUCACUAUGCUGAUGCCAAUUUGCCAGAUGAGAUCGUACCAAAACAACAUCGGGCUCCAAGGGGACAUCCUCAAUAUGAUGAUGAUGGCGAUUUGCUAGAUAGAAAGCAUCCUCAUUAUGAUGAUUUUUCACCAGAAGAGGUCUUACCAAAGCAACGUCAAGCUAUAAGGGGACAUCCUCACUAUGAUGAUGUUUCCCCAGAAGAGGUCUUAACAGUCUUAACAAAGCGACUUCAAGCUAAAAGGGAACAUCCUCACUAUGAUGAUGUUCCGCCAGAAGAGGUCUUACCAAAGCAACGUCAAGCUAAAAGGAGACAUCCUCACUAUGAUGAUGUUUCACCAGAAGAGGUCUUACCAAAGCAACGCCAAGCUAUAAGGGAACAUCCUCACUAUGACGAUGUAUCGCCAGAAGAGGUCUUAACAGUCUUAACAAAGCAACGGCAAGCUAAAAGGGGACAUCCUCACUAUGAUGAUGUUUCGCCAGAAGAGGUCUUACCAAAGCAACGUCAAGCUAAAAGGAGACAUCCGCAUUAUAAUGAUGUUUCGCCAGAAGAGGUCUUACCAAAGCAACGUCAAGCUAAAAGGGGACAUCCUCACUAUGAUGAUGUUUUACCAGAAGUGGUCUUACCAAAGCAUCGUCAAGCUAAAAGGGGACAUCCUCAUUACGAUGAUGAUUCGCUAGAUGAGGUGUUACCAAAGCAACAUCAAGCUAAAAGGGGACAUCCUUACCAUGAUGAUGAUUCACAAGCCAGUCGUUACCGUCAUUGA